AAAGAAAAAUUAAAUCAGGCUUGUGCAUAACAGAAAAGCAAACCAAUCAAUACCGGAUUCUUUCUUCCCACUUUACGCUGAAACACACCUUUCUUUUAGCAUACCACAACGAUGGCUGAGGACGAUAAUUUUGAUCUUGAUAUCUAUGGAGAUGGAGGCUACAAUGGGCAGGAAGGCCCGGAGUUGAUACUGGAUGCCCCAGAAACUAACGGUCACGGAGGAGAGCACGGCCAAUAUGGUAAUGAUACCGCACCUGAAACCAAUGGCCAUCACGAUGGAACACAACACGCUCAAGGUAAUCAAGACUCUACUGGACAGAAUCAGCCUACGCAGCAAGGUCAAAAACGAAAAGAAAUGACUUCUUUCUCUUCUUCCGGUGAUCGUCCGACGGACCCAGACGCUACUACUGCCCUUUUUGUCUCAGAGCUGUUUUGGUGGACUACUGAUGAUGACAUCCGUGGCUGGGUCAAUGAAGCUGGUGCCGAGGAUGAUUUGAAAGACAUCACAUUUAGUGAGCAUAAAGUGAAUGGAAAGAGCAAGAGUCAAGCGUUUGUCGAAUUCUCCAGUCUGCAGGCUGCUACCGCUGUUAAACACCUUAUCGAGCACUACGCCAACACCGGUCAACCCGGUCGCAAACACACGGCCAACUACACCAGCCCGCACCAGAAUCCCUUCCGUACCCUCCCUAAAGAUGCGCCCGCCCGUAAAGACGACCGCAACAACAGACAAUUCAAUCAGAUGGGUAACCAGAACAUGAAUUACGGUAUGAACAAUAUGGGUGGUGGCGGCGGCGGUUUCCGUGGACGCGGGGGCUUCAACAACCGUGGUGGCAUGGGCUACAAUAAUCGCAACUUCUCCGGUGGUAUGGGCGGCGGCGGCUUCCAAGGUGGUGGUCCUAUAGGCGGAGGAGGAUUUCAAGCCCCAAUGGGUGGCAUGAAUAACUAUGGAGGGUUCAAUAACCGCGGCGGUGGAAAUAUGAUGGGCGGUGGCAUGCGCGGCGGUCCGAAUAUGCGUGGUGGUCGCGGUGGUGCCGGCAACAUGGGCGGAGGAGCACCUAAUAUGAUGGGUAUGGGGAUGAAUCCUAUGGGAGGAAUGGGUAUGAAUCCUGCCAUGGCUGGUGGCAUGAACCCUAUGAUGGGCAACAUGGGCAUGGGCUUCCAAGGCGGAAACUUCAAUCCUAACUUCGGUGGUGGCUUCCAGGGCAAUCCUCAGAUGGGAGGUGACCAGGGAUCCUGGAACCCACAUGGAGCAAAAAGGACAAGACAGGAGUAGAAAUUGGCCAGCCUGUCUCAUUUUCUCCUAAUCCAAAUAUCUCCGUUUCUUCCCUCGUCUCUGAAUUUUUGAGGCUUGAACUGCUCUGGCGUUAUUUGUCCUUUUUUUAUUUUUUAUUUCAACGACUCGGUUUCGAAAUAAUUUAAUGGUGCUAUCAGUUUCAGUUUACAGUCAGUCAUGGGAAUGGAUAAGGAUCAUGUAAAAAUGGAUUUGCUUGGCGGUGUUGGUAUUUACCGUUUUUCUUCUUUGAUAUUUUUAUAUUGGGCUAUGAAAUUAUUUUAGGAUUUUCAACUUUUUUUACAAUUUUCUUCAUGACGUGUAUAUCAAGAUAAAAUUUAGUUACUCCCUUUAAUCUUUGCUAUUU
This is a messenger RNA of Talaromyces proteolyticus, 1636 nucleotides long. RefSeq lists its product as uncharacterized. Gene Ontology annotation, biological process: mRNA alternative polyadenylation. The transcript is spliced from 3 exons. The coding region runs from base 112 to 1272 and encodes 386 amino acids. Gene Ontology annotation, cellular component: mRNA cleavage and polyadenylation specificity factor complex. Lineage: Eukaryota; Fungi; Ascomycota; Eurotiomycetes; Eurotiales; Trichocomaceae. The record is from RefSeq and is a predicted model, not a curated record. Gene Ontology annotation, molecular function: mRNA binding.